Molecule: messenger RNA, 747 nt
Organism: Vigna angularis (adzuki bean)
Lineage: Eukaryota; Viridiplantae; Streptophyta; Magnoliopsida; Fabales; Fabaceae
Exons: 2
Coding region: 1-747 (248 amino acids)
Source: RefSeq, a predicted model, not a curated record
AUGGCCCAGGAUCAUAUGACCUAUUAUGCUAAUAAGAAAAGAAAAGCAGUUAUGACAAAGGAAGGAGAUUGGGUCUUCUUUAAAAUCAGACCCCAUAAGCAAGUUUCUCUGCCUACAAAAUUACAUCCCAAAUUGUUAGCCCGUUAUUAUGGACCAUUUUUGGUGGAAAAACGAGUAAGACCAAUGGCUUUUAAGAUGCAACUACCUGAAACAGUGAGAAUACACCCAAUAUUCCAUGUUUCACAGUUGAAAAUUGCUAUUGGUGCACAUCAUGUUGAAGGCACACUACUAGUAGAACUGCAGGUUGAUCCACAUGUAUAUCAACCAAUGAAAGUCCUCCAAAAACGAACCAUACAACACCAAGGAAAGGAACUACCCCAAGUGUUAAUACAAUGGCAGGAAGGUGGAUUGGAGGGUGCUACUUGGGAAGAAGUGCAGUAUAUCAAACAACAGUUUCCAUAUUUUAACCUUGAGGACAAGGUUGAUGUUGAGGAAGCGGGUAAUGUUAGGAAGUUGCAAUCGUGGUGGAGAAGCUUGCGAAGAGGCGUUGGUGCGACAGAUGAAGAUGAUUGUGUCAUUCCAUCUUUGUGUUUCUGCGAUUUGGGUUUUGCUCGCGAGAGGUUGGUGAUGAUGUUAGUGGUUCUUCACUAUUGCAGCACGAAUCGCGCUUCUGGUUUGAAGGAGAUUUCUAGUUCUUUGGAUUUUGAUCUUCUGUCUUUUAGGUUGAUGGUGGCUGAUGGAGAAUGA